UACAGGAAGAAAGAGACGAGGCUCGGUGCACACUCCCACAGCAGCGACAACAGAAAGGACCGAAUCACUGCUUGACCAGUUUAGCAGGUAUGGCAGAGUUGGCGAAUCUGGUGCAGCGGCUGGAGGUGGCGGUGGGUCGUCUGGAGGCGAUGUCGGGCCCCGGGGGCAGCGCUGGAGGUUCAGAUGGAGGAGCUGGAUCUGUGUUUGUGGAGGGCUUUGAUGAGAUCGUAAAGGGACCUCUGGCAGAGUACCUCUCCCUCAGCCAGCAGAUAGGGGGCGAUGUCCAGAAACAUGCAGAAAUGAUGAAGCAGGCGUUUGCCACUGAGAGACAGCUCCUCGUCAAAGCUGGCACCUCCCAGAAGCCCUCUGAUGCAGUUUUGACGACUCUCCUGCAGCCCGUGUCCAAAUCCAUCCAGCAGGUGCAGGCGUUUCGCGAGCAGAACCGCAGCUCGCCGUUGUUCAACCACCUCUCUGCCGUCAGCGAGAGCGUGCCUGCUCUUGGAUGGAUCGCCAUGGCUCCCAAACCGGGCCCGUACGUUAAAGAGAUGCAGGAUGCUGCCAUGUUCUACACCAACCGUGUGCUCAAGGACUACAAGGACAAAUCUUCAGAUCACACCAGGAGAGUUUGA
Molecule: messenger RNA, 629 nt
Organism: Archocentrus centrarchus (flier cichlid)
Lineage: Eukaryota; Metazoa; Chordata; Actinopteri; Cichliformes; Cichlidae
Product: adenylyl cyclase-associated protein 1-like
Exons: 7
Coding region: 90-629 (179 amino acids)
Biological process (GO): cytoskeleton organization; actin filament organization; cell morphogenesis
Cellular component (GO): cytoplasm
Molecular function (GO): actin binding; adenylate cyclase binding
Source: RefSeq, a predicted model, not a curated record